This is a messenger RNA of Rhizopus microsporus ATCC 52813, 778 nucleotides long. RefSeq lists its product as uncharacterized. The transcript has 3 exons. Bases 43 to 633 code for a protein of 196 amino acids. The record is from RefSeq and is a predicted model, not a curated record. NCBI's taxonomy places the organism in Eukaryota, Fungi, Mucoromycota, Mucoromycetes, Mucorales, Rhizopodaceae.
CUUUUUUUUUCUCUUUCUUUCUUUCUUUGUUGUACUAGCAAUAUGACCUUUAUUGUUGACCACCAGCAAUUCUUUAAAGAUUGCGUGGAUUUUACAGUGCAGCACAAUAUAGGCGUAGUAAGAAAAAAGGCAGCACGUCUUGUUUCUAUCGCUUCGCUUCAGCAAUUCGUGGAACAAAAGUAUGGAGAUCAGUGCAGUUAUUAUUUCGCAAUGUCCAAAGGACUUGAUGACUUUAUAAACAGUAGAGGAAAGAUAUACAAGUCUUUUGUUUCUUGUGGUGAUUGGAAGAGAUGGGACUUUGAGUUGAUGUACACCAAUGACUACUAUAGUGAUCCACGUUUUGCCUACCGAUAUUUUCCUGAACUUGUCGAAAAUAAGUCGAGUCAUACCCUUCUAUUUAUAUGCUAUAGCGAAGAAAAUCACCAUUCGUAUCUUGAGGAUAUUCGGUCCAAUAGGAAAAUGAUGGAGAGAGACCAAGAGUUGUCAGAAGAAAUAAUGAACCUGUAUCGUGAACUGAAGCCGACACAGGCAAUGAUCGACGACAGAAGGUCGUUGAAGAACAGGAUUCAAUAUAGGUUGAACCAAGUAUGGCCUGAUAUGGACUUGAAAGUAGCUGUUUUUGGAGUCAUGUAGGUCAUCAGCAAGCGGUCUAGUAUUCAAGGACGCAGACCUUGACUUGUGUAUUGUUGUUCCAGAAGCAAGGUAUAAGGAAGAUUGGGCACAAUAUAAAUUCAAGAUGCUCCAGUUACCAAACUCAGUUUAUAACAUGAAUUGUGUU